CCGAAGGAGGAGCUGUCAAAGUUUCAGCGCUAAGGAAAGCAAAAGUACAAUUUCAGACGCUAGCUACAUUAGGCUACAUAGUUUACCCUUUUGACAACUGUAGACUAGUGAAAACAGCUUGGGUUCACCACAGGAACUUGGUCAGCACUAUUAUGGAAUAAAACUCUUUCUGGCUGGAUAGAAAGGAUGAAAAUCGUAGGAAAAACCAUGGCAAUACUGACCGAACCUGGAAUCCUCUUUGCAUGCUUGCUGACCCUGGGCUACUGUGCUUUGUCGGAAAAGAAAGUGUGCCAAGGAAUCAACAAUCGGCUGACACUCCUGGAGUCACGAGACGACCACUACAGGAACCUUGUGAAAGUCUACAGCAACUGCACAGUGGUUCUGGAGAACUUGGAAAUCACCUACACUGCGCCUCACCAUGACCUGUCCUUCCUCAAGAACAUCCAGGAGGUGGGGGGCUAUGUGCUGAUUGCCCUCAAUAUGGUGGAGACCAUCCCCCUGGACAAUCUGCGCAUCAUCCGAGGCCAUGCCCUCUAUGACAACGAGUACGCCCUUGCCGUCCUGUCCAACUAUGACAGCGACAGUCCUUCCAGGAAUGUGAAUGUGACUAAGGGGGUCAGAUACCUGCGACUGAAGAGCAUGACAGAAAUCCUUAGAGGAGGUGUGAAAUUUUUAAACAACCAUUUCCUGUGCAAUGUGGAGACUAUACAGUGGUUUGACAUUGUGGAUAAGAACACUAAGAGCUCUAUGGUCUAUCCACCAUCCAUUCCUGGAAAGCACUGUAUGAAAUGUGACCAAAGUUGUUUCAACGGAUCCUGUUGGGCUCCAGGCCCAGAAAACUGCCAAACCUUGACCAAGCUGAACUGUGCUGAUCAGUGCUCCCGAAGGUGCAAGGGGCUCCACCCUGUCGAUUGCUGCAACGAUCACUGCGCUGGGGGCUGCACUGGACCCCGCCCAACUGACUGCCUGGCAUGCCGCGCCUUCCAGGACGAGGGGACAUGUAAGGACGCCUGUCCCAGCCUCAUGCUGUACGACUCCAGCAAACACCAGCUGGCCCCCAACCCAGAUGGGAAGUAUAGCUUUGGGGCCACCUGCGUCAAAAAUUGCCCACAUAACUAUGUGGUGACAGACCAUGGAGCGUGCGUUAGGACCUGCAGUGCAGACACCUACGAGUUAGACGAGAACGGGGUCAGAAAGUGCAAGAGUUGUCAGGGGCCUUGCCCAAAAGUUUGCAAUGGACUAGGAAUGGGAGAACUUACACAUGUCCUGUCAGUCAAUGCCUCUAAUAUUGACUCCUUCAAGAACUGCACCAAAAUCAGUGGGCAUUUGUCUAUCUUCAGCAUGGCGUUUAAAGGUGACAAACACACAAAGACCCCUCCAAUGGAUCCUUCCAAGUUGGAUGUUUUCAAAACGGUUAAGGAAAUUUCUGGGUAUCUGCUGAUUCAGGAUUGGCCGGAAAACCUGUCAUCCCUCAGUCCCUUUGAAAACCUGGAUAUCAUCCGUGGAAGAACAAAGUGGUACAGACCAAAAGGGGGUAGUGUGACCUUGGCAGUACAGAACAUUCUCAUCAGCCACCUGGGCCUGCACUCCUUGAAGGAGAUCAGCGACGGGGACGUGGUCAUCAAGGCCAACCGCAACCUGUGCUACUCCAACCGGAAGCACUGGAAGAAGCUUUUUAAAUCCAAGGAGCAGCGCGCAGAGGUGGAGAAUAACAAGAAAAAUGAUGUCUGUGUCGCCCAGAACCACACCUGCAAUGAAAUGUGCACAGGGGACGGCUGCUGGGGUCCGGGCCCCACAAUGUGCUUUUCCUGCCUGCACUUCAAGCGUAAGGGAGACUGCGUGGGCUCCUGUAAUUUGCUGGAGGGUGAGCCACGGGAGUUUGAAGUGAAUAAGACGUGUGUUGAAUGUGACUCAGAAUGCCUUCGCCAGAAUGGAACCCAAGCCUGCCAUGGACCAAGUCCUGGUGAGUGUGUGGAGUGUGCACACUUCAAAGAUGGCAACUACUGCAUCUCCAGGUGCCCUCAAGGCAUCCCCGGGGGGGGCAACACUCUUAUCUGGAAGUACGCCGACCACAUGAAGGUGUGCCAGCCAUGCCACAAUAACUGCACCAAAGGAUGCACUGGCCCUGGUCUGCAUGGUUGUGAAACUGAAGGGAACACGUUGAUCCCGGCGGCCGUGGUGGGUGGCCUGCUGGCCUUGGUCAUUCUGACCCUGGCCAUCGUGGUGCUAAUGCGGAGACGCCACAUCAAGAGGAAGAGGACCCUGCGCAGGCUGCUGCAGGAGAGAGAGUUAGUUCAGCCCCUUACCCCAAGCGGGGAGGCUCCCAACCAGGCUCUUCUCCGUAUACUGAAGGAGACCGAGUUCAAGAAGAUCAAAGUCCUGGGAUCCGGUGCCUUCGGCACUGUCUAUAAGGGUUUAUGGGUUCCAGAAGGGGAGGAUGUGAAGAUUCCUGUGGCGAUCAAGGUUUUGAGAGAGGCCACAUCUCCUAAAGCCAACAAGGAAAUUUUGGAUGAGGCCUACGUGAUGGCCAGCGUAGAGCACCCGCACGUGUGUCGUCUCCUGGGCAUCUGCCUGACCUCCACGGUCCAGCUCAUUACCCAGCUCAUGCCCCACGGCUGCCUGCUGGACUACGUCAAGGAGAACAAGGACAACAUCGGCUCCCAGUACCUGCUAAACUGGUGUGUGCAGAUCGCCAAGGGAAUGAACUACCUUGAGGAGCGCCACUUAGUUCAUCGUGACUUGGCAGCUAGGAAUGUGCUGGUCAAGACCCCCCAGCACGUCAAGAUCACAGACUUUGGGUUGGCAAAGCUCCUCAACGCUGACGAGAAGGAGUACCACGCUGAUGGAGGGAAGGUGCCGAUCAAAUGGAUGGCCCUGGAGUCAAUCCUGCAUCGGACGUACACUCACCAGAGCGAUGUGUGGAGUUACGGCGUAACGGUAUGGGAACUGAUGACAUUUGGGACAAAGCCGUACGAUGGUAUCCCGGCCAGCGAGAUCGCAGGGGUCCUGGAGAAGGGGGAGAGGCUGCCUCAGCCACCGAUCUGCACCAUCGACGUCUAUAUGAUCAUGGUCAAAUGUUGGAUGAUUGACGCAGAUAGCAGGCCACGUUUCCGGGAGCUUGUCGCUGAAUUCACCAAGAUGGCCCGAGAUCCACCACGCUACCUUGUCAUUCAGGGUGAUGAGAGGAUGCACCUUCCCAGCCCUACGGACUCCAAGUUCUACCGCACCCUAAUCAGCGACGGGGACAUGGCGGAUGUGGUCGAUGCAGAUGAGUACCUGGUCCCCUAUCACGGUUUCUUCAGCAGUCCCAGCACCUCCCGAACUCAGCUUCUCCACUCCAUGAGUCUGAACAGCAGCAUAGGAGCCUGCAACAGGAACGGCAAUGGCAUCCCAAUGAGAGAGAACAGUGUUAUUCUCCGCUACAUCCCUGACCCAACAGAGAGAUUUCUAGAAGCAGAUUUCCAGCCUGCUCCAGAUUACGUGAACCAGAAUGGCGGCUCUGCACUGGCCCCGGUGGGAUCCCCUUAUCAGCGGCCCACGCCCUCUCGCUGCGCCCUCCCAUCCAUGCCGUCUGAUGAGGCGGAGGCAGAGUACCUCAACUGCUUCAAGAACUCGAAUGAGGGGCCCGAGUACCUGAACACGCCCCUGAGCCCCGUCCCCGAGCUCGACUUCAACGGCCCCCGGCACUGCAGCCAGGGGCUCAGCCUCCAGACCAGCCUGGACAACCCUGACUACCAGCAGGAAUUCACCCCCCCAGUCAAGUCCAGGACCAAUGGCCAUCUCCCAGCCACUGAGAACGUGGAGUACUUGGGCUUGGCUGUGCAGGCCGAGGUCCACUAGGGGCUUGCCUUCCUUUUUGGACCCCAGAACAGGAGACACACUGCGUUUUGGAGGGGCACUCUAAACGGCUUGCAUUUGACCCUUGGGGCAGUGGACAGGGCAGUUGCCAUGGCAGUAGUUUAGAUGCCACCUCGAACCAUUGACUUUUGUAUCCCGUUUCUUAGUUUGUAUUUGUAAAACAACCCAAGUCCUGUUCCUUACUCUUUGAUUAAAGUGUCAGAGGUAGUCCCAAAAAGAACUUGGCAAUUUACUUGAUUUCAGGUGUUGGCGAAUGUCCUCCAAUGAACACUUGUGGAUGGCCAGGGUGUGUUUAACCCACUGACUCAAUAUGAAACAGGGACUCAACCCUUUUUCUCCAUUAAUGCCCUAUGGUGUAGACCCGGUUCGUUAAUUUCAGGUAAGACCUUGGUUUCGAUGAUUCUGCAUCAGCCAUCACCCAUAGGCAAAAACGUGGAGCUGUUUUGACAUUAUAGACUUCUUGCCACUGGCUUGGACACCCGAAAAAUGAAAGGAGAGGCUGCCCAGAAAAUGGUUUGAACUUGGAGGUUUGCUGUGGGAGAAUAGCUCUUGCACUUCUAAACCUUGAACUUUGUUGCAGAAUCCUACUCUUAAGUAACCCUGCAGUGACACUGUUUAAGUGAAUGGAGAAAACUGAAGGGAUCCUUCCUCAUUGACAACACACAUACUAGUAUACUAGUAAAGGACUAUAUCAAUGACAUAUCUGGUAUUAUAUCAAAUGGUACAAUGGUAUAUAUAUUGGGAAGCUUCUAUGUGCUGUGAUGCUUAAUGGUUAUGUACAGGGUCACUUGAUUAAUAUUUAUGUUUUUUGUUUGAGGCCAAACAUAUCGGUACAGUUGGGAGUAAUUAGCAUUGGAAUUUUCUGGUUGAUCUGGUUUCUGGUUGAUCCAGAUCCAUCCUUUCCUCCUUAUAAGGGACAUAUCAACCUUGCUUACUUAAAGCAGGAAAGAACUGUUUCUAAGCAGGUGCAAACAGAAUCAAAGCAAAGUUGGAGGAGAAAUGUAUCAUGGGUAUAGUGUAUCAGUAUGACAAAGUAUAUUAUACUGAUGUUUGUAUCUGAAAAAUGUUCCAUUUGUGAAUUCUCUUUUAAUUCUUAAAAAUAUUUUGUCUGCUUUGCCCUUCAAGUGUAACUAGGUGAAUUAGAAAACUUUUUCCAUCUAGUGCACAUUUAGUUUCAAUAAAUAGUAAUUAUGGCUGUUUUGGUGUUAAACUGAAUAAAAUGUUUUUUUUAUUGACA
Molecule: messenger RNA, 5095 nt
Organism: Conger conger (European conger)
Lineage: Eukaryota; Metazoa; Chordata; Actinopteri; Anguilliformes; Congridae
Gene: egfra
Product: epidermal growth factor receptor a (erythroblastic leukemia viral (v-erb-b) oncogene homolog, avian)
Exons: 28
Coding region: 187-3840 (1217 amino acids)
Biological process (GO): negative regulation of apoptotic process; multicellular organism development; cell surface receptor protein tyrosine kinase signaling pathway
Cellular component (GO): signaling receptor complex; basal plasma membrane
Molecular function (GO): epidermal growth factor binding; ATP binding; epidermal growth factor receptor activity
Source: RefSeq, a predicted model, not a curated record